Messenger RNA from Arabis nemorensis, 309 nucleotides. The record is from the annotation of a GenBank genome assembly. NCBI's taxonomy places the organism in Eukaryota, Viridiplantae, Streptophyta, Magnoliopsida, Brassicales, Brassicaceae.
AUGCAAAUACAUCAACUUCUCGAAAAUAUUGCAGCGAUUGAAAGAGCCAAUAAUGGGAUUUCGUAUAUAGAUGAGUUUGCACCGUAUGAUAAAGGUGAGACUGCAGAGAAUGACAUGCUUAUGGAACAACAAAAGGCAGCUGAAGCUCUGAACACUACAAAUGCAGAGAUAGACAACAUGAAGAGGCCGUUAAAGUUGUCUUAUGACCGUAACAUGAGCCAAAAGGCACAGCUGGUGGAGAGCGUGCUAAGAAAUUCCUUGAGGUCAGCUAGAUAUCACGGUUCGAUGUCAUCAUGCAACAUCCUAUGA